AUGGAGAUAAAUAAUGACAAUGAUUUCGUACAAAAAAGCCAAAAGAAACCUCGAAGCCGUAAGAAAAGCAACUUUUCCGUCCUAAAAGAGAAAAUCAAACACGUAAGACUAAAAUAGUAUGACGCAAAAGUUAAAUUGCUUGAAGAAUCAAGAAAAAGUGCAAACCAAUCAAGAUGCAGCGUCAAAAGGUCAUCCUCUCAGCCCAGCCCCAAAAAAGCUCACAAUUACUCUAUGCAGAUGCCUAAGCAGCAAACUGAAAGAGAAAUAGAUUUCCUUGCUUUGAAUUCUAUUGCGAAUACCGACAUUUUCGACUCAUUCCACAGCAUAAUUCCAAAUAUGUCGUCUUCUCAUUCAGUUUUAAAAAAGAGGCAUCUAGGGAAUAUUUCUUUGAAUCUCUCAAAAAUUAAAGAAAAAAGAAAAACAGACAAGGAAAACUCAUCCCCAGAAAAAGUCCAGGAAUUAAAAGAAGAGCUUAAAAAUAUUCGUGAAGAAAAUAAAAUAUUAUUUCUUUUAGAUAAAAUUUGAGCCAUUUGCUGAGGCAUAACACCUUAUUAUUUGCUUAAAUUAUAUAAUGGCUUUUUCUGUAUUAUCAUAUAAUAAUUCUUAUUUAAUUAAAUUGAUAUAAAGCAGCAUAUUAAGCACACAAAAGAAUCAUACCAAGACUCACUUGAUGCUCAAAGAAACCAUUAUGAACAAGAAUUAUGUGAAUUAAAACAAAUAAAUAAAAAACUGCUACAACAAAUUGAGGAAAAAAAAGACACUAGUGAAAAUCAAUUUAAAUGUAAGCUAGAAAUUGAGCUGAAAUUGCAAAGAGAGAGGAUUUAUAAAGAGCUGCAAAGCAAAAUAAGCAAAAAAAAAGAUUACUUAAAUGAUGAGAGAGUGAGAGAAAUCCAGAAAGAAUUAGAAGAAAAAUAUCAUUGCGAAAUGAUAAAUAAAGAAGCUGAGUUUGAAAUAAAAGUCAAAAAUAGAAUUGAUUCUAUUAAAUCUGAAUAUGAUAGAAGAAUGAAAGCUACAAACGAUGAAAUAAACGAGCUAAGGAAAAGAAACUCAGAGCUCGAAAAACAAAUAAAAAGAGGAGAUUCUGAUAUUUUCAAUGAAAAAGCUGGAAAUCCGAAAAAUAAUCCAAACAAAAUAAGUGCAUUCCCAGCCAAAACCAACGAAGCAGCUGAAAAUUUCUUGGUAUUGAGACCCUUUUUGUUUGAAGACAAUUAA
Messenger RNA from Blepharisma stoltei, 1212 nucleotides. NCBI's taxonomy places the organism in Eukaryota, Ciliophora, Heterotrichea, Heterotrichida, Blepharismidae. The record is from the annotation of a GenBank genome assembly.